GUGUGGCUCACCAAAGCUGCUGUCUCGUUAGCCAGUUAGCAGAGCGGUUUCUCCCUGACGGUGAACGGUUUUAGAAAAUACAGACGCCUGACUGUGAUAACAAACUGUAAACAUGGCGGCUGACUGGGAGGAAAUUCGUCGGCUUGCUGCUGAUUUUCAGAGAGCUCAGUUCGCUGAAACUGUGCAAAGGCUUUCUGAGAGGAACUGCAUUGAAAUCAUAACAAAGCUGGUCCAGGAUAAGAAGCUGGAUGUGGUCCACACUCUGGACGGGAAAGAGUACAUCACUCCUGCACAGAUCAGCAGGGAGAUCCGAGAUGAGCUUUAUGUCCAUGGAGGGAGAAUCAACAUCGUGGAUCUGCAGCAGAUUAUCAAUGUGGAUUGGGUCCAUGUGGAAAGUCGAGCAAAUGACAUCGCAAAAUCUGACAGAGGGGUUCAGCUUGUGCUGGGACAACUUAUUGAUGACACAUACCUGGACCGAUUGGCGGAAGAGGUGAACGACAAACUACAGGAGGCCGGUUUGAUCAGCAUUGCAGAACUGUGUAAAAGCUGCGACCUCCCCGGAGAUUUCUUAUCAGAGGAACUCUCAAAGCGCCUUGGGAAGCUCAUCCAAGGAGAAAUGGACCAGUACAACAGAGGGGUGAUUUUUACUCCAGCUUUUGUUGCUCGUCACAAGGCCAGAAUACAGGGGCUGUUCAGCGCCAUCACCAGACCAACACCCAUCAGCAGCAUGAUCGGAGCGUUCGGAUUCCAGGAGCAUCUUCUCUACUCUGUCCUGGAGGAGCUGCUAAAUUCUGGACGACUGAAAGGAAACGUGGUCGGAGGUCGACAGGACAAAGCCGUGUACAUCCCUGACAUCUACGCUAAAACUCAGAACACCUGGGUGGACUCCUUCCUCCAGCAGAACGGAUAUUUAGAGUUUGAUGCCUUGGUCAGACUGGGGAUCCCAGACCCCCCCAGCUACAUUAAGAAACGUUUCAAGUCCAACAAGCUGCUGUUCCUGAGAGCUGCCUGUGUGGGUCAGGCUCUGGUGGACCAGGUGGAGGCGUCUGUGGAGGAAGCCGUCAGCUCCUCCACAUGGACUGACAUACAGCCCAUUCUGCCCAGCUGUCUGUCAGAGGAGGACGUGGGGAUACUGAUCAACCAGGCGAUGAGGAACACAAAUGUUCAGAGCUCGGCCAGGGUGCUGGGAGGGACGGUGGUGGUCAGUGAGAAGUUCAUCAGUAACUGUCUGUCCGUGUUCGAUGAAGCCAUGCAGCAGAAGGCUCAGAAGGAGGUGAAGAACAAUCCAGUAUUUCUGAUAUCUGAAGAAGACCUGAAGCAAGCAUCCAUGUUGACUGAAAGCUCAGCGCUGUCUAAAAAAGAGAAGAGAGAAGCAGAGCGCAGGAAGAAGGCUACAGAGGGCAGCGGCAGCACGAAAGCAGGCGGUGGAGGAAACGCCAGAGAGAUCCGGAUCCGUAAAACCAAGAAGAAAGGGAGGAAGGACGAGGACAGCGACGAGGAAACCGGACCUUCACAGCAAAAUCGCAGCAAACAGACUGAGGCCCCCUUUAUGGCCCAGGAGGAGAUCGCAGCAGUUUUAGAGGAGAGAGUGAGCGACUGCCCCGAAGAAAUCCUCUCUGAGCUGGCCGAGCAUUUAGUCAGGCCUUUAAAUAAAACGUACCAAGAGGUGCUGCGGACCGUGUUUCUGUCCUCCACUAGCUCUCCGUCAGGAGCCAACAAGAAGAAAAGCAUGAAGGAGCUUCAGGAGGAGAUCACAAACCUGUACAACAACAUCCGACUCUUUGAGAAGGGAACCAAGUUCUUCUCAGAUGAAACUCAGGUCAACAUCGCCAAACACGUCCUGAAGACUCUGUGCACGGACGUCACCAACAUCCUGGUGAACUUCCUGGCCGCUGACCUGAUGAUGUCUGUGGAGAAUCCCAGCAGCAUCACCACUGAGGUCAGAGUGAAGAUUCUGGGCAAACUGUCAGAGGAGACCAAAGGACCUCUCAUGAAGCUGCACAACAGUCUGAACGGAAAAGCAGUUGAAGACUUUCUGACCAACAUCGAGAGCUCUGCAGAGGUCUGCGGCUUCAUGCUGAAGAAAGGGGACAAGAAAAAGGAAAGGCAGGCCCUGUUCGUGCAUCGUCAGGCUCUCAUUGAGCAGCUGAAGGACACGGAGGAUCCCGCCCUGGUCCUCCACCUGACCAGUGUGCUGCUGUUUCAGGCUAGCACUCAGUGCAUGCUGCACGCUCCGGGACGCUGCGUGCCCCAGAUCAUCGGGACCCUCACAGGAAGGAUACCCACGGAGCAGCAGCAGCUGCUGUCUGCCUACCAGAGCCUGGUGGUGAAGCAGCUGGUGAGCCAGAGUCAGAGCAGGAAGCAGGAGGAGGCCGGAGAGGAGGAGGAGGAGGAGCAGGACGAGGAGGGAGGGAGCAUCCGCUCACAGCUCCUGAAUCUGACUCCACAGAUCAAAGAUCUGGUGCUGUCCCAGAAGAAACCGUCAGUCACUGAGGAGUGAACGUACAGAGUAAAGGAAUGAAUGUCUGAACUGAUCAAUGACGGAGAUUUUUAAGGUCUUAAAUGUUCAUAUAGAUACUGUUAACUCUGAUAGAUCAGACGUUAAUACUGUAUUUUUGUGAUUUAUCCAUGUGGACGUAAUUCUAAAUUAUUACAGUAAAAUUCCUGUGUGGGAUGUCUCCCUGUAAACCUGAUUAACGUGAAAAUCCUCAGUGAGGGUCAUGAAAUUAUUAAAACGCUCCUCUUCAUCAUUAAAA
Cheilinus undulatus (humphead wrasse) is the source of this 2756-nucleotide messenger RNA. RefSeq names its product UFM1-specific ligase 1 (gene ufl1). Gene Ontology annotation, biological process: protein K69-linked ufmylation; response to endoplasmic reticulum stress; regulation of proteasomal ubiquitin-dependent protein catabolic process. Bases 113 to 2500 code for a protein of 795 amino acids. NCBI's taxonomy places the organism in Eukaryota, Metazoa, Chordata, Actinopteri, Labriformes, Labridae. The record is from RefSeq and is a predicted model, not a curated record. Gene Ontology annotation, cellular component: endoplasmic reticulum membrane. Gene Ontology annotation, molecular function: UFM1 ligase activity. The transcript has 19 exons.